CGCCGCCGCUCUGGGCGCCGGCACUCUAUGGCUGCGGCGCGGCCUGUUGCGCUCCGGCUUUGACGGUCGGGAGUCGGGUUCUCCGGCGGCCCAGUCCAGCCCUUCCGCUUCCUUUCUGGAGGCCGGUAGCGGAGGCGGCCAGAGAGAGAGCGAGAGACCGGUUCAGUGGAGGGCCCGCCCUGCCCUCAGUCCUGAGGGGGCCCUGUCACUCAAGCGCCAGUGUCCGCGAGGCAGGCGACACAGAGAGAGAGAGAGAGAGAGAGAGCGCGCGCAGGAGGAGGAGGGGGCUGCUUGCGCGCCUGCCUUCCGCUCCCUCCCCCAGGAGCCAAGGUCCCUCUUGAGGAGAGGCCCCGCCGUGCCCCAUGGACAGGCACAAAGUCAAGCGCCAGAGGCUGGACCGCAUCUGCGAAGGUAUAAGGCCACCAAUUGGUAAUGGUCCCAUGCCAGCUCGUCCGUUGGUUGCCCUUCUUGAUGGCAGGGAUUGCACUGUAGAGAUGCCUAUCCUGAAAGAUGUAGCCACAGUUGCUUUCUGUGAUGCACAGUCAACUCAGGAAAUUCAUGAAAAGGUGCUAAAUGAAGCUGUUGGGGCUCUGAUGUACCACACCAUUACCUUGUCCCGCCAGGACCUGGAGAAGUUCAAAGCUCUCCGGGUUAUUGUGCGAAUUGGCAGUGGCUAUGACAAUGUGGAUAUCAAGUCAGCUGCAGAAUUAGGCAUUGCGGUGUGUAACAUCCCUUCUUCUUCUGUGGAAGAGACAGCUGAUUCUACCUUCUGCCACAUUCUGAACCUUUAUCGCCGUGUUACCUGGCUCCACCAGGCUAUGCGAGAAGGAAGCAGAGCCUCAAGUAUGGAGCAAAUCAGAGAAGUCGCUGGAGGUGCUGUGCGUAUCCGUGGUGAGACCUUGGGCAUCAUUGGACUUGGUCGAGUUGGGCAGGCAGUUUCCCUGCGAGCAAAACCCUUUGGCUUCAAUGUGGUUUUCUAUGAUCCAUAUCUGCCUGAUGGAGUGGAGCGUUCCCUGGGCCUGCAGCGGAUGGCCACUCUACAAGAUCUGCUAAUGCAGAGUGAUUGUAUCACAUUGCACUGCAGUCUAAAUGAACACAAUCACCACCUCAUCAAUGACUUCACCAUUAAACAGAUGCGUCAAGGCUGCUUACUGGUGAAUACAGCUCGUGGAGGACUGGUUGAAGAGAAAGCUCUUGCUCAAGCUCUCAAAGAGGGGAGGAUCAGAGGGGCAGCAUUGGAUGUGCAUGAAUCAGAGCCCUUCAGCUUUGCAAAUGGGCCCCUAAAAGAUGCUCCCAAUGUGAUCUGUACACCUCAUACAGCCUGGUAUAGUGAACAGGCUUCCAUUGAGUCUAGAGAGGAAGCGGCUAAGGAGAUCCGAAGAGCCAUCACAGGUCACAUACCUGACUCUUUGAGGAACUGUGUUAAUAAGGAGUACUUGCUUUUGGCAGCUCAGUGGUCCAGCAUUGAUCCUGCAGCUGUGCAUCCCGAACUUAAUGGAGCUGCAGCUUACAGGUUUGCUCCAGGAGUAGUCGGAGUAGCAAAUCCUGGGCUGCCAGAGCCAUCAGUAGAGGGUAUUGUACCUCAUGGCAUUCCCUCCGUGUCUCAUUCUGCACCACACACUCCUUCUCCAGGAGAGUCAAGCAAAUUGGAGCCAGACAGAGAAGUCUCCACUGACCAGUAGCAUCUCUGUUGUAUUUUUCAUCCCUCAUAAGAAAACAGGAGAGGCCUUCUGUUUUUAGGACAUAUUAUGACCCCCUGGACUGUUUCCUGUUCACUCUGGACAGGAGAAUGCAUUUCAUUGUUGGCAAAUUCUAGCUCUUGCCUUUAAGCAGGUAUUUUAUAACAGAUUUAGUUUAACUUUCUUGAUGAAUCUCUUUUCCUGUCUGGGGCAAUGAAGCAAUGAAUUUUCAUCUUCUUGGUAAUAUUUAGUUUGUUAAAAGUUCCCAUGCACCUGCCUCCAGUGGUGGUAUACUGUAGAACAGUACAUGGAUGAACACUGAGAACUCCAGUAAAUCCAGGGAUGGUGUGGUUUGUUUUAAAGUGACUUCUAAGGUUGAAGAUCAGCUAAGUCUCAGGUAUAGGUGACAAAGAACACUGUAAUUAUGCUGGGGGUGGGGAGCCAUGCAUGUGGGUUAUUUGGAAGCAAAAAAGAGAGCCCUUACUCAGUUUUGGGCACGUACUGCUCUAAUCCUGCCCACAUUCUUUAAUUGGUGUGGCUAGUGGAUUAUUUUUUGCAAGGAAGGUAAGCAUAAAUAAUGAUAAAAGCCAGUGUGAAUUAGAAAUUCUACCUAGAAUUGUGAUUUGUGUUCAGAGCAUGUACCAAGAAUCAGUUCAGUUGUCUUGACAGACAAAAUGCUUACAGAAUUAUAGAAAGGUUCGACUGAGAUUUGGGCCCAGCUCAGGGAUUGAGAACUCAGAUCCACAUAGAGAGAUAGAAAGAACUUCAGAAUUCAGCACUUCAAGUUAUAUAAAUGUCUGUCCUUUGCACACAAGUAGUGCAAAUUUGCUACAAGAAGAUGAUUAUGCUGAAAUCCUAGGAGUUAGUCUCUUUGACCUAUCUCUUAACAUGCAUCAAAUGCCAAGGUUAGGAUUGUUCCCUUUGAUAUUAUUUAGUGUGAAAUAUCCCAGUUGUGUGUGCUGAAUCUUCAUUUUCCUUACCUCAGCCCUUUUCUGUAAAUUGAGUCCUUGUCUUGCAACAACAACAAAAUCACCAAAACUCCCUAUUAGAUCCAGCAGAAAGUUGUGUAGGUUCUUCUUCAAAAAUUUAAUUGCCUGUUCUGUGGUAGUUCUAAAGAUUUUCUAAUUUGGAUGUAUUUUAAAGAAGGCAUUUAAUCUUUUUUAGACAAAGAACUAGGGUGGUAAAUUGUUUUUCAUGAAGGGGUAAAUUUAUUAUUCCCUGGAACAUUAUCUCAGCAGCAUAUUUAAUCAUGAAACAAAAUAUUUAUUCCUGUUGGAAGUUAGCCUUGUCAUGUUACUUGGACUUCACAGUAAUCUUUGACCAUGAAACCAAUAUGAGUUUUAACCAAUAUGCCUAAUACAGGCAACAGAGAAAUUUUGAAAUGAAGAAUGGGAUUUUUUUUCUGAGUAGAAUCUACUUUUUUAUUUUUCCAAAUAUAAUUACCAGCCAGGUAACCUGGGAAUUGGGUGGUAAGCGCUUAUGUUAUAUGCUUGCUGCUAAAGUUAAUAAUAGGCUAACAUGUUCCCAGACUUCACUGUUAUUCUCCAAACAGUCUUACAAAAGUUACAGGGUUUGGUACAAUGCCAAGCACUAACUAACAGGUGUGUAUGCCCUUUAAACCAGGGGUGGGAAUCAUGCAGCUGUCCAAAUGUUGUUGGACUGAAACUUCUAGACUUUUCCUGCAUUGACUGUACUGCCUAGGGCUGCUGGGACUUGAAAUCCAGCAUUAUCUGGAGGGUGCAGGAUUCUCACCCCUAUUUUAAAGUGAAGGAGGUGUUGAGAAAGAAGGAAAUCUAACUUUUGUAUUGUAUAGGUUUGAUUCUUUCCUUAAGAUGAUACAUGGUUACCUGAUAGUGUGUGCUUUUGUUAGAAUGUGAGUUGGAAGUGUUUGGUGUAGUGUAGGCUCUGAUAGUGUGGGAGGCACAACAGCUUUAUAAUCUCUUGGAUCAUUAUGACUGCGUAUUUAAAUUCACAUACCUCUUGGGGUUGCUCAGGGUUUUUAGUAAUAUGUGUAUGAAGGGCACACUAAUAGACAUUAGUGCCAAGUGUGGCAGUAAAUGUGUGGGGAGCCUUUGAGUGAAGCCUCCAGCUCUGAAGAGCUUGAAUUAGGAGAAAAAGCAGCAAGUUCCAUUUUGUUUGUUUUUAAAUUUAGUCUGUGGACUACUACAAUCUAACUGAUCUCAAAUAUAAUCUCAGAUUAUAUUUCCACUGGUGCGGGCAUAUAAUAAUGAUAGAUCCUUUAAAAGUUAAAGGAUUGGGAAUGGUCUGUGGGGCAAGACAAGCCCCUAGCUCUCGGCAAUCUUUGGGUGUGUAAAUUUCCCCAUCGUCUGGUUCUAAAAUUUGGUUCAUAUCUGAUUUAGCAAGGAUUAAUAUUGGACAGAUGUAAAUCUAAAUCAGAGUAAAGAGGCAAACAGAAUGAGUCAGUGAGAGGAAACACAGCAUAUGAUCUUGCUACUCUAUUAGCCCUACUAAAGGUUCCACAUUGUAUUAUGUCUGCACCAACCCUCAAAAAGUGAUGUUCUCUGUAUGUGGGCUGCUUUUAUUACCUUUGCAAGUCAUUUGUUGAGAGAAACCCCUAAUCUGUGGAACAUUUAACACAUUUUUCAUGCACUCCAGAUGGCCCUAACACCAAGGGCUACUUCAGAAAGCAGUUCAAGUCUUUGCAUAUUUCUCUGCUAGUUCCCAUCUCACUGCACCCAAGUUCUGAUACAUAAUGUAUACUAUCCAAAGCCGUGGCAUCUGAUAAUUUCCAUGCCAGUGGCGCAGUGAAUCCACUUCAGGUUUCAGUCUGAGCUUUAACCAGGUGCUGAGCUUGAUUCCAAAAAUAGUUUCAACACCCUGGGUCGCUCAUUUAAAGUAUAGUCUAAAUCCCAGGACAGAUUCACCAUCCCACUGACACAGAAGCCUUUAGCUGCUAAAUGGAUAACUGUAUUAGUCUGUUUCAGGAAAUAUGAGAAAGAUUACUGUGGCAUCUUUAAUGCAUUUAUGAUGGCCCUAGCUUUUGUACAACAGGUUCCACUUCAUCAGAUGCAUGUAGUAUAAUCCUACAAUAAGUGUGUAUAUACACUUUAGGAUUUAUAUACCUGAUAAAGAUGCUGCUGCUAUGCAGAACUGUAUACCAGUAUAUACAUGUUAGUCUUUAAGGUGCCACAACAUUCUUCGUUCAUAAUACAUAAUAUAAAUGUGCAUGUAUUCAUUUCUGCUUCUAAUACUUUUCUCAUCAUGUUUGGAUCGUUUUGCUGUGACUGAGACGGUAAAAAAAAUCCACAAUGAGAAGAUAUGAAAAUUGGGUUAAUGAGACAAAGGGUAGGAAAAAAAGCUAUGGAGGAAGAGCAGAUGACUGUAGAUGUCUCCCUUUUAGUUCCUUAAACAUGGCUAAAUAUGGAUUUUAUAUUGUGAUACUGAAUACAUACUGACUUUAGUAGAGUAUGCCUCUACUAACCAUGGUCCCCUGCCCUAGUAGAAGAUACUGAUGUGUUCCUUUGGCAUCUUGCAACCUAGAUAGUUUGUUCAGUGUGUUAAAACUGCCUCCUCAGUUGUGUCAACUAUGGGUUGAGUAUUCCUUCUGAAGAGAAGUAAAAAGAUUAUUGUCCCAGUGUCAUACUAUAUUAUAAACAGAGUACAUCAGCAAUUUAUUUUCCUGAACUUGCUUUUGGCAGUUUAUCUUUUGUUUAUAAGAUUUUUGAUCCAGGUCCCCAGCUGUCAGAAUCCCCAAACUCUGUUACGUUGUCUGUUCAGGGAGUAGUGUAAGAUACGCUUAAUUAUAAGUGUCAGCUGUGUAUUAGUAAGCAAGUUAUUUUUUACACAUGAAUACCUCUAAAAACUUAUCAGGUAUAGCCUCCACAUGGAGAGAGAUUGGGAUGGUCCCAGCUGGCUAGCACUGAGCCUCUUUAGAAACCAUACAGGUUGGCAUAUAAAAACAUAUGUAAAAGUAUAUUUAACAGUGGUAGGGUUGUAUCAAGUCUCUGGAUGCUGGAGGAGCAUGAUUUUUAAGCCUUAAGACCUCAAAAAUAACCAGUAUUACUGACCUAUAUUUGAGAUUAAAGUGACUUUGAAAUUACCAGGGUGGCUUUACUUGAGGGUCUAGAUCAGAUUUGAGUCUCUAGCUGAUUAAGCUUCUGUUCCAGAAAGCAGGAUUGGUCAGGUGCUGAUUAAAGUGCUCCAGCUGCUCUUCAUGGUAUUUUGCUAGUUAGAAUUAGCUGUUGCCACAGGAAGCAGCAAACCUUGGGUACAAAUGCAAACAUAGUAUUUCUCUCCUGACACCAGAUAUUGGUUCAGUAACCCUUUUCUCACAUUAUAUAAAUGUGCAACUCCUUGUUCCAAAUUCUAUGCAUGUUGGGAGAAGAAAGAAGUAAGAGAAAUAAAAACUCAUGUUUCAGUUGCCUUUCUUCAGAAUUAAUGUGGAGCUUAAUCCCAAAGAACGACUUUCCCAAUAUUGAGGCAGGAGUGUCCUGGGUCAUGCCAAGCUUAUCUGCAGGAGGAGCUCAUUCUGUUCUAAGGUAUAUUCUGCUUGUCAGGUUUGCUGUUGCUGACCAGCUUUUUUUAUAGAGGACUCAGAGUUUCAGAAAUAUAUUUUUGUAGACAAUAACUAAACUGUGAAACUUAAACAACAAAGCAUGUAAAAGCAUUUCCAACAACAUUACCUGUACAGAUGUUUCUCCCUUCCAACUCUCUCCCACCUUUUGUUAGAAGUUUGACAAUUUCUUGAAUAUAUUUUAAUAAAUAUUUCCUUUAUGGUCA
Messenger RNA from Sceloporus undulatus (fence lizard), 6419 nucleotides. RefSeq names its product C-terminal-binding protein 2-like. The record is from RefSeq and is a predicted model, not a curated record. The transcript has 9 exons. The coding region runs from base 363 to 1682 and encodes 439 amino acids. Gene Ontology annotation, molecular function: NAD binding; transcription corepressor activity; oxidoreductase activity, acting on the CH-OH group of donors, NAD or NADP as acceptor. Lineage: Eukaryota; Metazoa; Chordata; Lepidosauria; Squamata; Phrynosomatidae.